ACCUUAAAUUGGUUUGCCAUCUCCCUUGGUGCAACAUGUACUAGUUCCCACUACCCCUUCUAGCUUCUUCAGGUGCUGUUCCCCUCCAGAGAAAGAAGAAAGUAUCCUUCCAAGCCACCACUUGCUUUGAUUCUUGGGGAGCAUCCAUUCCAUAGCAUCCUCAUAGCCGCCUGCAAGCAGAUCUGAGCAGCUAUAAUAACUCCCUGAUCGGAUCCGCUCUCGUUCCUUGCGCUGAUUUGCGAUGACCGGAGGGGAUUCCAUGGAUGCAAUCAGCCUGGAUGACUGGGAGCUCCUGCCUGACCUCGGGAGCUCCUUCUUCCUGGAGGAGUGCGCUGCUGGUGGUGGUGAUGAAGAAGAUGCCAUGGGACCAUCAGCGCAAGCUGCCUCUGCACGGCAGCAGCAUGAUGUCGAGUUCGAGGACAUCGGCGUCGUGCAGGCCGAGCCGAGGCAAGGGGAGCUCGCGAUGAUGGUGACCGAGGUGAUGGUCUCCGGUGCAGAAGAGGAGGAAGAGAUGGUGAACUCCCCUGUUGCCGAAGAGGAAGCUGGUGAGGAGGACGAGGUGAUGGUGGAAGCAGCACCUGAUCAUCUACCCCAUGAGGUGGAAGAAGGUGCGGAGAGAGACAGGGCAGGGAUGGACGCUGCUGGCUUCAGCGUCGGGAAACUGAGGGUGAACGGCGUCGGGGCGCUCUGCUCCUUCGGGGUCGCCGCUGCCACCUUCUGCAUCCUGGUGCUUGGCGGCAGGCCGCAGCAGCAGAGGAAGGUGCAGGACCACAAGUCCCAGUUCCAGGUGUUCGCCGAUGAUGAGAGGAUCCAUCGUGCCGUGGAGCAGGCGUCCAGGCUGAACCAGGCCGUGUCGUCGGUCAUGGGGGGCGCGUCCACCAGGGGGGCGACGGUGUCGUUCGGCGGCCACUACACCGGGUUUUGACGUGCUACGAGAAGCUUCUAGAAUCCGUCGACGCAUCCACGAUCUAAUAGUAUUAGACAUAUUGAUUGAUAUUGAGAUUCUUUAUUUACAAACAUUGGCCAGGGCCCCGUAGCCUGCACGCAUGUACAUAUGCUUCUACUCAGCUGGUACGUAGAUAGCAUGAGUCCACUGUCAUGUACAUUUCCUACCAGCAGAUGUGAAUAUUAUUCUGGGUUUGAUUU
This is a messenger RNA of Triticum aestivum (bread wheat), 1146 nucleotides long. RefSeq lists its product as uncharacterized. The transcript has 3 exons. The record is from RefSeq and is a predicted model, not a curated record. Lineage: Eukaryota; Viridiplantae; Streptophyta; Magnoliopsida; Poales; Poaceae. Bases 242 to 925 code for a protein of 227 amino acids.